Molecule: messenger RNA, 3433 nt
Organism: Octodon degus (degu)
Lineage: Eukaryota; Metazoa; Chordata; Mammalia; Rodentia; Octodontidae
Gene: Cpsf7
Product: cleavage and polyadenylation specific factor 7
Exons: 11
Coding region: 151-1566 (471 amino acids)
Biological process (GO): mRNA alternative polyadenylation
Cellular component (GO): mRNA cleavage and polyadenylation specificity factor complex
Molecular function (GO): mRNA binding
Source: RefSeq, a predicted model, not a curated record
GCGUGACGCCACCGGCAGGGGGCGGGGCCUGGCGGAGAGCGGUUCGCGCGCUUCGGGCCUAGUCCGGACUCGCAGCCGCCGCCGCCAUAUUCCCGUGGCGUCUCUCUCACUUUGUCCCCUCUCCGGGCGCGAGAUCGUCCUUCCGGAGCCAUGUCAGAAGGAGUGGACCUUAUCGAUAUCUACGCCGACGAGGAGUUCAACCAGGACCCAGAGUUCAACAAUACAGAUCAGAUUGACCUGUAUGAUGACGUGCUGACGGCUACCUCACAGCCCUCAGAUGACAGAAGCAGCAGCACUGAGCCACCACCACCCGUCCGCCAGGAGUCCUCUCCAAAGCCCAACAACAAGACCCCAGCGAUUCUCUACACAUGCAGUGGCCUGCGCAGCAGGCGAGCAGCCGUCUAUGUGGGCAGCUUUUCCUGGUGGACCACAGACCAGCAGCUGAUCCAGGUUAUUCGCUCUAUAGGAGUCUAUGAUGUGGUGGAGUUGAAAUUUGCAGAGAAUCGAGCAAAUGGCCAGUCCAAAGGGUAUGCUGAGGUGGUGGUAGCCUCUGAAAACUCCGUCCACAAAUUGCUGGAGCUCUUGCCAGGGAAAGUUCUCAAUGGGGAAAAAGUGGACGUGAGGCCGGCCACCCGGCAAAACCUGUCACAGUUUGAGGCCCAGGCUCGGAAACGUGAGUGCGUCCGAGUCCCGAGAGGGGGAAUACCUCCACGGGCCCACUCCCGAGACUCUAGUGACUCUGCUGACGGCCGGGCCACGCCCUCUGAGAACCUUGUUCCCUCGUCUGCCCGCGUGGAUAAGCCCCCCAGUGUGCUACCCUACUUCAAUCGCCCUCCUUCAGCCCUUCCCCUGAUGGGUCUGCCCCCACCCCCGAUUCCACCCCCGCCACCUCUUUCCUCAAGCUUUGGGGUCCCUCCUCCUCCUCCUGGCAUCCACUACCAGCAUCUCAUGCCUCCCCCGCCUCGAUUACCUCCUCAUCUGACUGUACCUCCCCCUGGAGCCAUCCCACCUGCCCUGCACCUCAAUCCAGCCUUCUUCCCCCCUCCAAAUGCCACUGUGGGGCCUCCACCAGAGACUUACAUGAAGGCCUCUACGCCCUAUAACCACCAUGGCAGCCGAGAUUCGGGCCCUCCGCCCUCCACAGUGAGUGAAGCUGAGUUUGAAGAGAUCAUGAAACGAAACAGAGCGAUUUCCAGCAGUGCCAUUUCCAAAGCGGUGUCUGGAGCCAGUGCAGGGGAUUACAGUGACGCAAUCGAGACACUGCUCACAGCCAUUGCGGUCAUCAAGCAGUCCCGGGUAGCCAACGAUGAGCGUUGCAGAGUACUCAUCUCCUCGCUUAAGGACUGUCUUCAUGGCAUCGAGGCCAAGUCCUACAGUGUGGGUGCCAGCAGCAGCUCCUCCAGGAAGAGACAUCGGUCCAGGGAGCGGUCGCCCAGCCGGUCCCGAGAGAGCAGCAGGAGGCACCGGGACCUGCUUCACAGUGAAGAUCGGCAUGACGACUACUUCCCAGAGAGGACCCGGGAGCACGAGAGGCACCGGGACAGAGAACGAGACCGGCACCACUGAGCGGGAGUCUGGUUGGAAGCAAAUGUUUUUAACGGACUCGCAUCUCCAACGUGAUCAGGACUGAAGGACGGAGGCCGCUCCGCUCCCCCUUCCUCCACUCCCCUAGUCCUCCUGACACCCAGGGACUCCCUCUGCCCCACAGGUUUGAAGAUGCUUGGCAGCCCUCCCAGCCCUGUGCUUCCUGUCUGCCAGGGGAGGAACCUAAGUCCGUGUAGCUGGGAGGGUGGCAGACAGGAAGUUGGCUCCAUGCUGGGGCCCUGGUCCUCAGAGAAUGGUGCUUUGUCUGAGGAAGCCUGCCUGUUUCUGAGUCCAGGAGCAGGCAGUGGUGAUGUUGGUGAAAAGGCCUCCUUCCUAAGGAAACAGGUCCUCCUUGCAGAUCUCGGAGGUGACGGCUGUGCCAAAAUAUGCAGGGCCUUGUCCUUAGCACUAGGUUUGAUGGGGCCAAGAGGGCCCAAGCCCUUGCUUAUGUUUUUUGUUAAUGUCUUUCCCUUCCCCACCCUUUGAGAAGGGACCAGGAGAACAGAUGUUACCUAGUGACGACCUCCUUCUGGUCCUGAUUUUCCCUUGCAUCUUGAUGGUUUGUGUCCCUGAAUCUCUCUGGCUCCCUGCUGCCCAGCGCCUCUGGUCCUGUCCCUGAGCAGAAAUGCCAUGGAGUUGCUUCUGCUGGAAGCCCUGUGCCGCUUCGAGCUUGGUUGCCUCUCACGGUAACCAGCUCUCUCGUGUUCCUUUCCCUGGGGCUUGUCAUGUGAGCAUGGUGCCCUUCCCCCAGGAAAGCUGCUUCCUUGUUUUAGAGGAAGUUACUGCCGCUGGGGGACAGGGUUCUCUGGACCUCAACAGCAAAGAAGCCUAGCCAAGUACCGGGGGGCAGGGAAGAGGCAGCCUGGGUGGGUCUGGCCACCUCCCCAGGUCUCCCUUUCUCGGGCUAACCCAAGCGCAGACUUGUGACCCCAAGUACAUCCUUGUAUGUGUCGUGGGAUGACCGGCACUAUCAGGCAGUGAAGUCAGGUUUGGUGUCCCUUCACCUUUAACUUGACUCCCGAGCUCCACUCUGUCCCUUCUUGUCCCUGGCGAGGAGUGCAGAAGCGAUGGAACCUGACUAAGCCAAACUGCCCAGAGUCCUCAGGACCAGUGCUUGGGGCUGGGCAGGUAGAAUUGCUUUUCCCCAACCACCCAAGUUGUCCUGUGGUUGCCGCACAAGGUGACAGCAGCAGGGUCCGGUAGUACCCAGGGUGAGGCGACUGCAUGUGUCCUCGGCACAGGACACGGAGCGAGUGACCAGAUGAGGCUGAGGCCCAGGGUCACAGGCCUGUCUGGCUCAGGGGAGAGACUGAGUUAGACUUAACCCUUCCUCUGUCCCCAGCACGUUUCUGAAACACCCCUCAGUCACUGGGGAGCCCCGGGGGGAGAGGCACAUGCCCCUGGGACAUGUCGGCCACAGCCACAGCCUUGACCCCGUCCCAGUCGUCCCCGGCGCCUCAGAGCGCGGCGCCCGGCCCCGCUGGCCCGGUGGUGGUGAGUGACGUGCUUAUUCUUGACAGCAGCUCCGUGUGUCUUUUUAAACGUAGAGAAAACCAAGUAAGUGAGUCUAAGGAAACAAUAUAUAGAAUAUCACAAAAGCCGUUCACCUGGAGAAUUAUUUUCUCCCCAUUUUUGUUUUUACUCAAUGACACAAUUUUUAGUUUUACUUCCUGAUAGCAAAAGGAAAAGAACCCCGACCCUAAAAAGGCCAAGGCCCCCCCCCCCUUUGUCGGUGAUUUGUCUUUCUGAUAGGUUGAAAAUUGUGUAAUAAACUUGAUGACGCUGUCAAUCUUUUAUACUGCAUUGUAUUUUUUUCCUUUUGUAACAAAAUAUUUUGAAAUAAUAAAUG